Messenger RNA from Knipowitschia caucasica, 867 nucleotides. The record is from the annotation of a GenBank genome assembly. Lineage: Eukaryota; Metazoa; Chordata; Actinopteri; Gobiiformes; Gobiidae.
AUGGAUGAGGUGAAGGACGACGCCUCGUUCAAAGGGGUCGCGGACCGCCUGACUCUGGGAGUCCUGCGGAUCCUUGAAAACCUUCCGGGUGUGACCGACGUACGCUUCCCAGAGAGAGAGCCAGCGGAGAAGAGGAGUCUGCUGAACUGGGAACAGAAAAACGCCUGUAUUUUACCGGAGGAUCUGCGGGACUUCUAUCUGACAACCGACGGCUUCAGGCUCCAUUGGAAUGUCAAGCUAGACAAUGGCAGUGCUCCGCUCGGCCGUAUGGACAUCCACAGUGUUUCUCGUCUUUCUCCACUUCUGCCUCCAACGUCUGUGUUUAGUUUGCCCAACGCUGCGUCUGUUAGCGACCUGGACUGGGACCAAGAACCAGGCUCGUCGCUGACUCCUCCCCCUGAGGCCCAUCCGACUGUGGCUCCACCCCCUCCACACUUUGACGCUAGGAGUCGUAUCUUUGAGCUGGACUCUUGCGGCGGCAACGGGAAAGUGUGUUUGGUUUACAACAACUGCACGCCAGGUGUGGUGGCCCAGCUCGGGCAAGUCUGGUUCCUUGAUCGUUCUCUGCGCUGGUUUUUCUUCACGUCUUCGUUUACGUCGUUCUUCCGACUCAUGAUCACUCACCUUGGGCUGCCUGAAUGGCACUACAACUGCACUUCGUACGGCCCCUCCCCUUUGGCACAGCAGUGGGCGGCGCUGUACCCCCCACUGACCUUCAGUGACCCUCAAGAUACUCCCACCACAGAGCUGAACUGUCUUGACCCGAGCAGAGCCUUCAAGACCAGGACCAAGACCCCCCCCAAAAAGAGAACGGGGACACAGGGAGGAGGGGCUAGGGGAGGAGGGAGAGGGAGGGGGAGGAGCUAG